AGUCAGCUCUGGCCACGUGUGGCUGCACGGCCAAAACGAGCUGGCUCUGGGCGGCAGGAGCCUGCUAGCCGCCAAGAAGCUCCUCAUCUCUAUGUUCAUCGCCGUCCGGGUUCUGGGCGGGAGCCGGAUCGCCGCCCCUCUCUCGCACGCCGCCCUGUCUCACCUCCAGUCCCUUUCCGAGGGCGAGAGGAGAGGAGUGUUCUUUCACCAUCCGCAGCUGACUUCUAGCACGUCGGAGCUGACGAAAACCGCGUUGUUUUCACGGGCACAGCAAGGCAGCAGCAGGGCAGCGAGCGAGCUGUUGGCCACAAGCAGGUCUUAUUCCUUCAGCUCUUUGGUGUAUGGGGGGUUCUCAGUGCAAGCAGGAGACCUGCCGUUUUGCCACGUGGAGGAGUGUCCGUCCAGUGUGGUGCAGCCCAACUACGACUGCAGCAGCGAGGACGAGUCCGUCUUCUCCCUCCAUAUCUGUCGUCUGGACAGUGUGUUUGUGGAUGGAGCCAUGGAGGGGUCGUUGGUGCGCAUUGAUGCUUCCUCUUCGCUUGUGGUGGGGCAUCGCGCAUCCAUCGCUGCAUCCGGCCUUGGUUGCUUGCCAGGCCAUGGCAUAGGCCAUGGCAGGGACGCACCAGCAGGGGGGAGUGGAGGUGGAGGGCACGGGGGUAAGGGCGGUGCAGGCCAUUUCAACGGGUCAAGGGCGGCAGGAGGGGCUGCAUACGGACGAACGAUGCCGCCCUGCAGUGUGGGGAGUGGGGGAGGGUUGGGGCCGGAGGGAAGGGGGAACAGCGGAGGCGGGCUGAUAGUCCUUGGUCCCGUGGCCCGACUGGAGCUGUGGGGCGGCACUCUUGCAGCGGACGGCUCGUUCCUUAACACGCCCAGCCCCACUAUAGUAGCGGCAGGAGCGACAGGGAGAGCACAAGGUGUUAUAGGCCGGGCAGGAGGAGCCAUGGGGGGGUCAGGACAGGGGAGAGGGGCGCUGGGAGGAGGCGAAGGGGGGGUGGGAGGCAGAGGGGUGGGAAGCGGUGGAGUGGGAGGAGGGGCAGGAGGAACAGUGGUGAUCCAUGCCGCAUAUCUGAACAUGACGCUGGGGUCACUCAUCUCCGCGUCAGGGGGCCAGGGGCACUCGGUGGGGGGGGGCGGAGGGGGCGGGGGAAAGGUGUACUUUGCAUGGCAGAACCUGGAGCGGACGAGAGGGGAUGAGUACACGCCACGUGCCACUAUCGAGGGGAAUUGGACCGACGCUAUUAGGACCAGUGGAGGGCAGGGCAGCUACGAGGGGGAGGAUGGGGAGGGCGGGCUCACAGGGUCGGCGGACUGCCCACCGGGGCUGGUGGGGCUGUUCUGCCAGGAGUGCCCCGUGGGGACGUUCAAGAACGAGUCAGGGUCUGACCCCUCUCUCUGCCACAAGUGUCCGCUGGAGCUACUGCCGCACCAUGCAGAGUUUGUGUACAAGCGAGGUGGCGCCAGCGCUGCGCCCUGCCCGUACCGCUGCCUCUCCUCGCACUUCUCCCUGCCGCACUGCGACACCCCCAUGGAGGGGCUCAUCCGCGACCUGGGUGGCCCCUGGGUGUUCGCCCUGGCGUGCACGCUCUCCGUGCUGCUGCUGGGCUUUGCCAUCACCCUCGCAAGGACGAAAAUCUUACUGGCAGGGGACGAUCUGGCCCAGCCGCAGGCCAGGGACCCGGACGUUGCCACGCAUAUGGACCAUUCCCUGCCAUUCCUGGAGUCUCUGAAUGAGGUGAUGGAAAGUACAAGAGUAGAGGAGGCAGCCUCGCACGUUCAUCGGCUAUUCUUUUGUGGAGACAACUCGUUCGCCCACCCCCUACACCUACCACACUCCCCGCCACGUGCGGUGCGUGAUGUGGUGUAUGAGGACUCGUACAAUCGGCUGGUGGACGAGGUCAACGCCACCGCGUGCUUCCAGUGGUGGGAGGGGUGUGUGCACUCGCUGCUGUCUCUGCUGGCGCUGCCCUUUGCGUGGUCGUGGCAGCAGUGGAGGAGAAGACUCGUGGUGCAGCGGUUACGGGAAUUUGUGCAUACGAGAUACGACCACUCCUGCCUGCGCUCCUGCCGAUCCCGCGCCCUUUACGAGGGGCUUAAGGUGUCAGCCACCCCGGACCUCGUUCUCGGCUACAUGGAUGUGUUUCUGGGCGGCGACGAGAUGGCGCCGCACAUGCCGCCGAGCUUUGCUGAACGCCUUCCGCUGCUGCUGGUGCUGGGCGGCAACGGGUCGUACAUGGCACCGUACCACCUGUUCACAGACGAUCUUCUGACCAACAUUGUUUCUCAGGCCAUCCCUCCAACCGUGUGGUAUCGCCUGGUAGCGGGUCUCAAUGCCCAUCUGCGCACCGUGACCCAGGGCAACCUGCAGGGGUCUCUGAAGCCCAUUCUGCGGUGGCUGUGCACGCAUGUCAACCCCUCGUUAGAAGCACAAGACGUAUCGGUAUCGGCACACCUAGCGUGGCUGCAGCCCACGUCAGCCAGCAUACUUCAGCUCGCUCUCUGCCUCGACCACCCCGAGAGCAAUGAUUACUGCAAUGACUACCUCCCUGCUGCAGCCGCCGAUCCUGCUGCCUCCUUCUCUGCGCCGAGCCUCACCUCCUUCGGCUCGGCAACCACACCGAACCUGGUCAGCUUUGGCAGCAGCUUCGGCAGUAGCUUCGGAAACAGUCGCUUCGGGGGGUUCGGCGGUUCGGACUCAUGGAGCAGGGUGGGAGGGAGAUUGAGACCUGAGGGUUCUGCCUCUGUCCUAUCCUCUCCCCGUACUGCUGCUCGUCUUCCUCCUCCCCGCCUUCAUCAUCAUCCUCUUCCCUCUGCCCAUCGUACUGUCUCUCCCCUUCCCUCUCACUCCCGUGCCUCGUCGGACGUCCCUUCCUUCUCUCGAAAUGUCUCCUCUCUCUCGCACCAGCAUAGCCCACAACAGCAGCAGCAGCAACGGCAGGGGCAGCAGCAGCAGCAACAACAGCGGCAACUGCACCAGCAGCAGCAGCGGCAGCAGUGGCAACAAAGCGUCUCCCCAUCCUCUCUCCUUGUAAACCCCUACCUAAACCCCUACUCCGCAUCCUCCCUUUACACCCCAUACUCGUUAACAGCCACCCCCCACUACUCCACCACCUCCCCAUCUCCCACCCCCAUGACCCUGCCCUCUCAACUCGAUGCCCUGCUUCUCCUACGAGACGCAUCCACCCAACCAGCCAUCGCCACGUCAGCAGGAGCAGCCUCUCGUUACCUGCCAGCUGGCGGCUUUGGUGGGAUUGCUGAGGCUGGUAGUUCGCCCUCCUCUACAAUCACGAGGAGUAGAGUCACGGGGUAUCGCGGGAGGGCAGGCACUCCUAGUGACCAUGAAGCAGCAUCUGGUAUGAGCACUCCUCAUCCUCAUUCCCCCCCUAAUCCACACCGUUGGUCUUCGCUAGGUGCGGAGGAAUCCAGACGGUUUAAUUUCCAAGAUCCUUUGCACCAGCAGCAGCAAUACCAGCAGCAGCAAAGGCAACACGAAAGGCAGCAGUGGCAGCAGAUUCAGAGUGGUGCUAGUGGUCGUUUGCCGCCUCAUUCACUUUCGGUAAAGCUUCCUCCUCAGCAGCAGCAGCAGCAGCAGUCAAGGGGGGAGCAAAGUCCCUCAGUGUCAUCCCUCCCCCCUCUCUCCCCUCAUAGGUUCGAGCGCCGACCCUCCCUUACAAACCUAGCCUCUGCCGAGGCUAUUCCCGGACCUUCUGGCACGGGGAAUGGUUCUGCUAGUGUUCUAUUAAGGAGAAAUCCAGGUUCAAUCCCUGAAAAUCUCUCUUUGCUAAGUGACAUGGAGAAGAGCCGAGGAGGAGAGAGGAGGGAAGUGGAGCGGCAAGUGUCGUCUGUUUCUGCGGGCUUACUGUGGCAGUCGGCAGGGGGCCGGGUGGGGAAGAGACAGCAGGGGGGGCUGAUUGACUACCAAGUGCUGAAACGGCUGGAUGAGGGGCGAGGGCUGUUCUUGCCCUGCUGUGGGCUGCUGCUGCGCAACACCCUGCCUGUGGGCCAUGAUGCGGCAGUGGGCCUGGCCAUGUCGAUGCUUCUUCUUGCCGAUCUCUGCCUCUUCCUCCUCUGCCUACUCCAAGCCUACAGCACCUCCCUCCUCGCCUUCGCCCUCAUGCUCUUCAUCCUGCCCCUCGCGCCGCUCUUCUCAGCGGCAGCAGGGUUGAAUGCAUUGUUUGCUCACGGGGCAAGGAGUGGUGCUGGGUUGGGGAGAGUGUACGGGCUCUGGAACGUCACUUCCCUGGCAAAUGGGGUGGUUGCUGUGACUCUGGGCGUUUUUCACGUAUGGCAAUCUUACAAGGGCAGUCCUUCAGGUGCCCCUCCUAGGGAGUCAGCAGCAUCUGAGGAGUUCACCUGGCUGCUAUUCCCAGGCAUGUUCGUGGCCUGCAAGCUGGCACAGGCACGAGUCAUAGACCGCCACGUGGCGAAUCUGGAGAUUCAAGAUCGCACCCUGCUGGCGGAGGACCCAACUGUCUUUUGGGAAGCAUAGCAAGAAGUUUGAAAGGAGGGCUACGGUACAGUGUAUGUUGGUGACCAAACACAUUCGUAAUUGUACCUAGGUUUCCUCAAGAAUAUGCGAUACAGGCUCUGUGGAACACUGAUUUGAGGGAUAACAAUUUGAAGGAAGCCUAGUACAAAGUAUGAAGCUUGUGGGAGGAAGCAUUUGAACUUAGGGCGUGGUGUUUCGAAGUUAGAAUUUGUUGGAGUAAAAUGAGAGCAUACAA
Molecule: messenger RNA, 4721 nt
Organism: Closterium sp. NIES-67
Lineage: Eukaryota; Viridiplantae; Streptophyta; Zygnematophyceae; Desmidiales; Closteriaceae
Source: the annotation of a GenBank genome assembly